Malurus melanocephalus (red-backed fairy wren) is the source of this 1594-nucleotide messenger RNA. RefSeq names its product artemin (gene ARTN). Lineage: Eukaryota; Metazoa; Chordata; Aves; Passeriformes; Maluridae. The transcript has 3 exons. The coding region runs from base 72 to 764 and encodes 230 amino acids. The record is from RefSeq and is a predicted model, not a curated record. Gene Ontology annotation, molecular function: glial cell-derived neurotrophic factor receptor binding; receptor tyrosine kinase binding; growth factor activity.
UGCCAACUCCCAGCCAGCCAGCUCUAUUUCCACCCUGGGCACUGACCUCAACAUCUGCACUUGCAGCUAGCAUGGACCAGCGACAGGGGCCACCAGAGUCAAGACCUGCAGGACCCGCCACGCACGCACAGCCCAAGGAGGGGACACUGUGGGGGUUCUUUGCCAUCCUGUCACUGCUGGCUGGGCUGGCCACAGGCAGCCUGCGAACACCACACUGCAACGAGACGCUGGACGCGGCCCCCACGCCACGAGGCAUGGCCACUGCCAGCCUGUCUGCAGAGGAUGGYGUGGAGGUGCCAGUCGCCGCUGCCUGGAGCCAGCUGUACGGGGACAAUGCGACGACAGGUGGCCCAGGCACCGCAGAGCUGGCRGAGGACCUGCUGCUGCGUGCUGAGCGCUCACCACCGAGCACCAACAAAGCCAAGAAGGGGGCACGGAAACCCUCACGGGGUACCCGUGGGCGCAACUGCCACAUCCGCAACCUGAUGGUGAAGGUGCGUGACCUGGGCCUGGGCUUCAACUCGGACGAAAUUGUGCUCUUCAAGUACUGCAGCGGGUCCUGCCACCGGGCACGCAGCAACUACGACCUGACGCUGGGCAGCCUGCUGAGGCAGCAGCUCAUCRCCCCGGGGCCACAGGAGCGGGUCCUCAGCCACCCCUGCUGCCGACCCACCCGCUAUGAGGCUGUCUCCUUCAUGGAUGUGGAGAACACAUGGCAGACAGUGGAGAAGCUCUCAGCAGCUGAGUGCAGCUGUAUUGGCUGAGGAGGGGACCGCUGGCUUGGCCCCAGCUCGAUACAUGCCGACAGACUCCAGCUUGCCACAUGCAGUGGCACUGUUGCUCAGAACAAGGGUCUGACAGAGGCUGCCUCCUCUGUUCUUAUGUGGCCACAAAGAACCGAGGUGAGAUGGAGUCAUGACUGGGGUGUGGGUGGCCAAGCCCGCUCCUGCUCGGUGCCAAGCAGCUGGUGCCACACGGGGUCCUGCCCAGGUGCACCCCGGCUCAGCCCUGAGAGAGGAGCUGAAGAGAGUAUGGACAUCCCCACCACUGCCAAGGCUCUGCCAGCCCCAUGUCCUUCAGCAGCACUCCUGCACCUGGGCUCUAGGGGCCAAGCAUCACCCAAGCUUCASAGGGGGCAAAACCUCCCUGUCCCCUCGGGCACCCUGGGGUCAGUGGUGCAGGGAAGGAGUGUCCCUGAGGGCAGAGAUGCAGUGGGGCCAAUUUGCACCAGUGUGGAGUGGGGGGCCCGCACCUGGACCAGCAGCAGCCCCUGGUAUUCAGCAGGGUGGUGGGUCACAGACACCCACGGAAACCCCCACCCCUGCCUGGUUCCCAGGRUGGUGGCAGGGUCCCCCCGCUGCUCCGUGGUGCUGUGGCACUAAACUAUUUAUUACUCUAAAUUAUUUAUUUAUUGUUCUCGAGCGGCAGCUCCUAUUUAUGACUUUGGGCCCCCGGGGGCCGGGUGUAAUUUAACCCCAGCGCUGCAGUGAAGCCCUGGGCAGCRCCCUGUGCCCCCCGCACCCUUUUUCUAUUAUUUGUAAAAUUUGAGGGAUAAACUCUAUUUUUGUACAGUCGCCUUUUCCUGUAGCAAUAA